Perognathus longimembris pacificus (Pacific pocket mouse) is the source of this 768-nucleotide messenger RNA. RefSeq names its product peripheral myelin protein 2 (gene Pmp2). Gene Ontology annotation, biological process: fatty acid transport. Gene Ontology annotation, molecular function: fatty acid binding. The transcript is spliced from 4 exons. The coding region runs from base 26 to 424 and encodes 132 amino acids. Gene Ontology annotation, cellular component: nucleus; cytosol. The record is from RefSeq and is a predicted model, not a curated record. Lineage: Eukaryota; Metazoa; Chordata; Mammalia; Rodentia; Heteromyidae.
UUGUGCUGAAGUCUCAUCCGUCACCAUGAGCAACAGAUUCCUGGGCACCUGGAAACUUGUCUCCAGUGAGCACUUUGAUGAUUAUAUGAAAGCUCUGGGUGUGGGGUUAGCCACCAGAAAACUGGGAAAUUUGGCCAAAUCCAAUGUGAUCAUUAGCAAGAAAGGGGAUUAUAUAACUAUACGAACUGAAAGUACCUUUAAAAAUACAGAGGUCACCUUUAAGCUGGGCCAGGAAUUUGAAGAAACUACAGCAGACAAUAGGAAAACCACGAGCAUUGUGACCUUGGAAAGAGGCUCAUUGAAUCAAGUACAGAAAUGGGAUGGCAAAGAGACCACCAUCAAAAGAAAGUUGGUAGAUGGGAAAAUGGUAGUGGAAUGUAAGAUGAAGGGCGUGAUCUGCACCAGAAUUUAUGAGAAGGCCUGAGAAAAUAAUUUCUGCAUUGAAAUUGUAUUUGAUCAUUUAAUACUGCAAAUCAGUUGCCUCCCUUGGCAAAAUCUACCUGCCCUCCAGUUUUCUUGUGUUUGCCUUUGUCUAGUACUUCAGAUCGGCAAAGACUUCAAUUGAGGAUUAAUCUAAAACUCGAUGUUAUUUAAACAUUUUCAAUUUAUAUUCAUGUCCUUACUAUAUUACAGCAUGUAUUUUAACCAUGCCUAAAUAGUUGAUGUCAUUAAUUAUCUGCAAAAAUCUAACCUAUGCUGUGUCUGAUUACUUGAAAUAAUAGUAAAAGAGGAAUAGAAUAGUAAAAGGAUGGAUGGGUAACCAACACA